UACGAGAAAAUGUCCAGCCCUCCCGUGGGUAUAAACAGGAGCUGGUUCAGAUAUUUCCAGUUCGAAGAAAGCAAGGACUCCCCAACCCAAGCACGGAAUGAUCUUCUCGUAGUGUUCGCUCUAAUCGCUACGGUAACAUUUCAAGCAGGAGUCACUCCUCCAGGAGGGGUCUGGCAAGAUGAUGGGAAUGGAAGCGACCGUGCAGGAAGAGCCAUCUAUGCAUCUCAGCCAGGAGCGUUUUAUGUUUUCUUGAUAUCCAACACCAUAGCUUUUGCCACGUCGAUAUUCGUUAUCGUCUCCCUCACCCACAGGUUCCCUUUCCAACUUGAGAUACGGGUUGCUGCUGCUUCCAUGCUCGCGACUUAUACUUCUGCGAUCUUCGCUAUCACCCCCGAAGAAGUGCAUUUCCGCUACGUUUUGAUUGCAGUCGUAGUGCCGUUUGUGCUGAGGGUUUUGGUUCUUAUGUUCACCAAGUUUACAAGCAGAUCACGACCAAAUCCAUUUCAAAAUGUAGAACUCGAAAUUCCUAACGUGGAAACAUCAAGUUCAUAUAUUGAGAGUAGCAGAUAAUGUUUGUGAAAAGUAAUUCAAUGUUUAAUAUUUCUAUAUAUAUAGAACAAGGAAAAAACAACCCUAAAGCAAUAUUUUAGAAAUAAAAGUUUUAAGAGUUAUUCAUUUUAAGAUUUUUUUAAAUAUAAAAAGACAUACAUUAAUUACUGAAUCAUGAUACAAAAUUAUUAAUUAUUAUUCUUUUAAAUUAAUUGUCUCAUCUAUUCA
Messenger RNA from Theobroma umbraticum, 777 nucleotides. NCBI's taxonomy places the organism in Eukaryota, Viridiplantae, Streptophyta, Magnoliopsida, Malvales, Malvaceae. The record is from RefSeq and is a predicted model, not a curated record.